UAAUAUGGCAAUGCCAUGUGUAAUGUCAGCAUUGAUAUACUUCGAUUUUCAUUACGAAGUGGUCUUAGAUUUCACAAAAGUAUUUAAUUUAGAAACGCUUAAAGAAAAUAUAAGAAAUGGGCAACAAUCACACUAUUCAAGAUAUGAUUAACGAAUUGAUAGCGGUGCCGCAGCGUAAUGAUAUAAACAUCAAUCCCGAACACAUUACAAUGUUGGAAGGAGGAUGUGCUUCAAGAAAUAUAGAUGGUCGUAGGCGACAUCCAGUUAGAAGGUCUACUACGAUACCACGACGUCAAUAUCGAACACUAGGUUUGAACACAUUACCCAAAACCGCGAUGACAUAUCUAGAAGCAAUGACAAUACACCGUGUUUGGAGAUGUUACGUGCGUGAAGCGCUGGGUAUACGUCCUGGUGAUUUUCUGCCCACAGUAUAUGAGAAAGGUCACGAUCCCAUUUGUCAAUUGUUGAUGAAAACUGAUCUGCAUGGGGCUAAAAUGGAAGUACUGGCAUCAAAAUGCGAAACCUUGGUGGGAUUGAUUGGUGUUGUUGUGUUGGAAACGAAAAAUAUAUUUAAAAUGGUAGGCAAAGAUGACCGUCUAAGAUCGAUACCGAAGCAAGACAGCGUAUUUUGCAUUACCAUCGGAAAUAUAGAAGUUGUAUGCUACGGCAAACAAUUAUUGACACGUAGCGCAGAGCGCAGCGUCAAGAAGGUAAAGGCCGCCUUUGAUCCUUCUGGCGUCGAUUAAUAAGCGUCUUCACUAAAAUUUAAUAAAAAUUGUCGAGUACAAAAUACAAAUAACUAUACAAAUAAAUUUAUAUACCAUUAUAGCCAUAUGUCAAUACUAGGUUAGGUUCCGUUUCUAUAACAGUCGGGUUUACGUAACCGGAACGGACCCGGAUUUUUUCCGGCCAAGGACUGUGAACUCGA
Molecule: messenger RNA, 928 nt
Organism: Bactrocera oleae (olive fruit fly)
Lineage: Eukaryota; Metazoa; Arthropoda; Insecta; Diptera; Tephritidae
Gene: Pop4
Product: ribonuclease P/MRP subunit POP4
Biological process (GO): rRNA processing; tRNA 5'-leader removal
Cellular component (GO): ribonuclease MRP complex; ribonuclease P complex
Molecular function (GO): ribonuclease P RNA binding
Source: RefSeq, a predicted model, not a curated record